Lotus japonicus is the source of this 786-nucleotide messenger RNA. RefSeq lists its product as uncharacterized. The record is from RefSeq and is a predicted model, not a curated record. The transcript has a single exon. Lineage: Eukaryota; Viridiplantae; Streptophyta; Magnoliopsida; Fabales; Fabaceae. Bases 1 to 786 code for a protein of 261 amino acids.
AUGCCUCCGAGACAGGGCCCAACCAAUGCUCAGCUUGCUCAAGUCAUGGCCCAGCUGGCUCAGGUAGUGACCCAGCAGGCUAACAUGACUGCUGCACAGGCUCAGCGAGAUGUUGAGGAGCAUGCUAGGAGAGCUCAGACGGCUGAAAGGGAUCAGGCACAGGAUCUGAUCAGAAUGAGAACUGACUUUAACCGACAUGGUCCGCCUAAGUUUGCUGGUGAGGUGGAACAUGAGAAAGCUGAUUUGUGGAUCCAAGAGAUGGAAAAGAUUUUUGAAGCUCCGCAUACUCCAGAGGGGGAGAAAGUGAACUUGGCUACCUUCAUGCUGAAGGGUGAUGCUGAGUACUGGUGGAGGAGUGCCAGACAAUUGAUGACUGCUAACCAGGUGGUUAUCACUUGGGAUUCCUUCAAGACUGCAUUCAUGAAUAAGUACUUCCCUGAGACUGCUAGGGAAGAGAUGGAGAACAAGUUCCUUGGGCUGAGGCAGGGAGCUAUGACAGUGGGUGAGUAUGCUGCUAAGUUGGAGACUUUGUCCAAGAACUUUCGCUUCUUCCAAGCGCAAGUGGAUGAACCUUAUCUGUGCAAUAGGUUCAUGAGGGGAUUGAGGAAUGAGAUUGAGAAAUCUAUGAGGCCUCUGGGAAUUAUAGUUUUCCAACGGCAGGUUGAGAAAGCUCGGGAGGUAGAGGCUAUGGAGAACCGACAGAGGGGUCAAUCUGAAAGUGGAGGACCAAUCCGUUCUGGGCAGAAACAAGCUGGGAGGUUUGAUAAGGGCAAGGCACUACCGUGA